Messenger RNA from Saprolegnia diclina VS20, 1279 nucleotides. RefSeq lists its product as hypothetical. The record is from RefSeq and is a predicted model, not a curated record. The transcript has 2 exons. Lineage: Eukaryota; Oomycota; Saprolegniomycetes; Saprolegniales; Saprolegniaceae. The coding region runs from base 35 to 1225 and encodes 396 amino acids.
GCUAAAUGCACGCAAUGAUACGGCCUGGCCGCUAAUGCGCUCGUCGGCUUCUUCCGUGGCGCUUGACCAGCUUGCCGCAGCGGUAGCUGUGAAUCUCCCAAGGCGACGGCAAAAGCAACGCUCUCGAAUAAGAUCCGAGUGCUCGGCAGUUGGCGUCAGGCGUUACCACAACAUGCAGCAGAGCGACCCGUUGGCGCAGUACCUCAGCGUCGUGCCCGAUGCAAGUUCACGCAAGACGAUCGUACUCGACCAAAAGCCGCCGACGCAGCGCCCGCCACGACCACCCCAACGGCCCGCGACCGCCCGGUCGUCGCGCGAAAAACCUCCACCCGACGUGGCCGGCCCCCGCGAGCGCGCGUUUCACAACCACGUCCGCCGCCGCUUCCACGCGUUCGUCGCAGGAGACAAGUUGCAAGCGCACAACCUCUUUGCUGGCUGGGAGCCAGCUUCAGCCCAAGCGCAGACGUCCGUCGAGCACAAGAACCACGAGCCUGGCGCCAAGGACCCGCAUUGGGAGCCACUACACGUAGCAGCGCGGGUUCAUACGUGCAACCAAGUAGAAGACGAGAACGACGCAGCGCCGACAUUUUCGCUCAACACCAACCCCAGCGUACCGCUGGUCAACUUCCGGCCUCGCCCCAAGGCCCCGCCCAUCGCUGCCCCCGAGCAACCCAACGUUGUCCGCCUCGCACAGCAGCUCGACCACGCACUCGAUCCAAACAACGAGCUUCCGCCCACGGAGGGUGUCCCGUUGACAAUGAAGAGCACGAGCGUGUUGCCGAAAGCGUCCGGGCUGCGGCGCGCCAUGCACAUCAAGGCGUCGGCCUCCCGCCCGGCGCUGAAAAAAACAAAGCCGCGCACGCAGUAUAUCGCCGAGCACGCGCACGCGAUGCUGCGCGUGCAAGACGACGUGCGUAGCCGGGUGCGCGCCCACAUGUUGCAGCUGCAGACGCGCCAGGAGGAGGCGAGGCGAGAGAAGCGCGCGUCGCCCGUGUGUCUUGAGCGCGUGGUGGCCGACAUGGCGCUCUGGCGAAUGCAUGGCCGUCGCUUCGAGUCGCCAGCGCUUAUUGACGACCCGCCACUCGAGUCUAUAUUUCCGUCGCUCACGAUUGCGAUCGAGUGCUCGGUCACGACCAAAGACGAGGGCCCGAUCGCGUUCUCACUGCCGCGGAGUCGCGCCAGCCGCGCCGACUUGGACGAGCCCAGUCCCAUGGCAUUGUCCUAGCAGUAGACAAAAGGCUCUUGACUCUUGAUUACAAUGUGCUAGUAUGUGUCUUGG